CUCUCUAGCUAACUUUUCUCCUCUUCUACAGACUUUUUUCGUUAUAUUUUUCUUGUAAAAGUUUGCAUUUCUAAAGGCAAUUUUGAGUUUGCUUUUGUUAGUGUACAACUCAGGCAAACAACUUAAGAUUGAGCUUCCUUCUGUUUUGGAAGCAAAUUUGCUUGUAAGCCAAUCCAAAAACCUGUCCUCUUAGGUGGCCGGGCCAAGCUUUUUCCACUACCUCUAUCAGCCUGAAUGGACUCUGCAGUACUCCUCCAAUUGCCGGCAGCAAUAAUAUCUACCCUCCUUGCCCUGCUACUCUUACGUGUUUUGGUUUAUCAAAAAAAGAAACCUACUACUUAUAAGAAAACGACCUGUAGCAUACCUCAAGCAGGAGGUGCUUGGCCUAUCAUCGGCCACCUUCACCUCUUAGGUGGCCAACAACUAACCCACAAGACACUUGGUGCCAUGGCUGAUACAUAUGGACCAGUUUUUACUAUAAAGCUGGGUUCACAUAGAGUUCUAGUUUUGAGCUGUUGGGAAAUGGCCAAAGAGUGUUUUACCGUCCAUGACAAGGUUUUCUCGACCAGACCAAGCAUAGUUGCUUCAAGACUACUAGGAUACGAGAAUGCUAUGUUUGGGUUUGCUCCUUACGGGCCUUUCUGGCGUGAAAUGCGCAAGAUUACUACAAUUGAGCUUCUGUCAAACCAUCGGCUUGAUAUGCUCAAGCAAAAACGUUCUUCGCAGGUCGAGACUGCAAUUAGAGAAUUAUUCGAGUUGUGGGUCAGGAAAGGUUGUGCAGAAACCGGGGUUUUGGUUGAUAUGAAACAUUGGUUUGGGGAUUUGAUGCUCAGUGUAUUUUUGAGGAUGGUGGCAGGGAAACAACACCAUAUAGGUGGAGCUGAUCAUUGUGAAGAAGGUGAGGCGCAGAGCUUUGAGAAUGUGAUGGGGGAUGUUUCCUUUCUGUUUGGGGUAUUCGUGCUGUCUGAUACAAUGCCGUUUCUUGGGUUCUUGGAUGUCAAUGGAUAUAAAAAGGCAAUGAAAAGAACUGCAAAGAAAUUGGAUUCUAUGAUUGGAAGGUUGCUGGAGGAGCAUAAACAGAAUAGAUUGUUGGGUGGGGAGGGAAAGGAAGAGCAGGAUUUCAUGGAUGUGAUGCUGACCAUCCUAGGAGAUGCCGAGAUCUCUGGUUUUGACGCAGAUACCAUCAACAAGGCCACUUGCCUCAAUUUAGUCAUUGCGGGAAGUGACGCGACCAUGGUUCUUCUAACAUGGACCCUAUCUUUACUACUCAACAAUCAACAUGUGCUGAGAAAGGCCCAAGAUGAGUUAAACAUUCAUGUUGGCAAGGACAGACAUCCGGACGAUUCUGACAUAAAAAACCUGGUCUAUCUCCAGGCCAUUGUCAAGGAAACAUUGCGCCUAUACCCACCUGCCCCAAUCAUUAGCCUUCGUGCCGCAAUGGAAGACUGCACCCUCUCACCUGGAUAUCACGUUCCUGCUGGAACGCGUUUAAUGGUGAAUGCCUGGAGAAUUCACCGGGAUGAGCACGUGUGGCCUGACCCUCUCAAGUUUCUGCCGGAGAGAUUUCUGACCAGCCACAAGGACAUUGACGUGAGAGGUCACAACUUUGAGCUCAUUCCUUUUGGGUCCGGAAGGCGAUCAUGUCCAGGAGUCUCGCUAGCUCUUCAACUGGUGCAUCUGACUUUGGCUAGCUUGUUGCAUGCUUUUGACGUUGCUAAGCCAUCAAAUGAAGACGUGGAUAUGACAGAGAGCCCUGGCUUGGCAAACCUGAAAGCAACCCCCCUGGAAGUUAUCCUUACUCCACGUCUUAACUCUCAACUAUAUGCGCAGUAAAUUAGUUUAUAAUAUUGCCAUGAUGUGAUUAAGGAGACUAGAUUUGCUGUUAAAGCUAGCUUUCUUGAUCGAUCAGUUGAAGAGUACUGCUAUCUAUGCAUUUUUCAUGCACCAGAACUUGUCGAUCAUUUCAUAAAUUUCUGCAGAAUUUGA
Messenger RNA from Alnus glutinosa, 1986 nucleotides. RefSeq names its product cytochrome P450 CYP82D47-like. Lineage: Eukaryota; Viridiplantae; Streptophyta; Magnoliopsida; Fagales; Betulaceae. The coding region runs from base 235 to 1833 and encodes 532 amino acids. Gene Ontology annotation, molecular function: oxidoreductase activity, acting on paired donors, with incorporation or reduction of molecular oxygen; monooxygenase activity; iron ion binding. The record is from RefSeq and is a predicted model, not a curated record. The transcript has 2 exons. Gene Ontology annotation, biological process: defense response to other organism.